Molecule: messenger RNA, 1230 nt
Organism: Gastrolobium bilobum
Lineage: Eukaryota; Viridiplantae; Streptophyta; Magnoliopsida; Fabales; Fabaceae
Product: dnaJ homolog subfamily C member 7 homolog
Exons: 7
Coding region: 172-846 (224 amino acids)
Source: RefSeq, a predicted model, not a curated record
UACAAUCAAGGAGAAUCGAGAAACUCAGAAGGUUGGUAAAUUGAAACUUUGAAUUGUCGAUACUCGAUAAAUAAACGCGAAGAUAGGAUAAGUGGAGCAAAAGCAUCUAAAUGCGUUUGGGUUGUGGAAUUGGUGAUCGAAAUUGGUAACUUUGUUUAAGAACGAGGAGAAAUGAAGGAGGAAGAAGAGAAAGAUAAAAGCGAAGACCCGAAGCUUUGGGGAGUUUUCCUCUUCGGCCUGAUUGGCGCCACCGCCACUACAUUUGCGGUCGGUCAGCUGCGGAGGACUUUUGAUUGGUUCUAUGUUCAGCUGACCAGGUCGCAGUCAUCAUGGAAAGGAGGGAGUGGUGGUUCUUUCCGAUCAUCUUUUCAGGAAGAGGCAUGGAGGAGGCACAAUAAGCGACUGCAAGAGGAGUACGAGGAGGAGAUGGAGAGAGUGGAACGAAUAAGGCGAAUGCAAAGUGUGUUUAACAGAGAAAGGAAUAAGUUCAAAAGAAGCUACGAAAGCUGGAGGGAAAAUAGUUCUGGCGCAUAUCAUCAGCAUUUCCAGAGAGAAGAUUGGUAUUGGAAGGCUGAUACCUCCUUCAGAGACAGGAGGACUAAUUACCGUGAAACUCCAAGAGAGAGUGGAAGCUAUGCAUUAUCACAUCACUACUCAGUUUUGGGUCUUGACAGGUUUAGAAAAACGCCAUAUUCAGAUACUGAGAUUAAGACAGCAUUUAGGACAAAGGCAAAGGAGUAUCAUCCUGAUCAGAACCAGAAUAAUACAGAGGCUGCUGAGGCUAAAUUCAAAGAAGUAAUGACUUCAUACGAGGCCAUAAAACAGGAAAGGAACCAGAAUCUGUAACUGCCUAACUGUAACAAUCCUGGGACCUGAAAGGAUGCGAGGUAUUCCAAAUAUAUUAAUAAAGUUCCUCAGUUCUCCUUGGAAUUAUCAUCCAGCUAAAAUAUGGUUCUGCUGCGAGUAAAUUUUAUACUGUUAUUAGUGAAUUAGAUCAUGAUAUUUUUGUUUUUGUUAUUUUUGAAAUUCAUCAGAUUUAAGGUAUGUAUUUAAUUAAUUAGAAUUCCAACCACAUGUUCAAUGUCCCUGUAAUGUGGUUUCUGAGGAUUCCAUGAGGUUGUGUUCGCACAAUAAUUCACUUCCUGUACACAGUUGGAGCCUGUCAAAAUGGGCAAACUAUUUUCUCUCACGAUAUAUGUGCAUAUUAUUACUACUACAUAUAAUGUUAGA